Messenger RNA from Colletotrichum costaricense, 1089 nucleotides. Its product is annotated as replication factor A protein 3. Lineage: Eukaryota; Fungi; Ascomycota; Sordariomycetes; Glomerellales; Glomerellaceae. The record is from RefSeq and is a predicted model, not a curated record. The transcript is spliced from 4 exons. Gene Ontology annotation, biological process: DNA replication; DNA recombination; DNA repair. Bases 1 to 1089 code for a protein of 362 amino acids. Gene Ontology annotation, cellular component: nucleus. Gene Ontology annotation, molecular function: DNA binding.
AUGGCCGAAGCGACCUCGACCCCGCGCAUCACGGCGCAGUACCUCGACAACUACGUCGGUCGCAACGUCAUGCUCAUUGGCAAGGUCUUGCAGCUGCGUGGUGAUUCUGCCGUUCUUGACGCGGACGGAAACGUCACUGCCAUUCUCAAUCGCGAUGUGCACCUCACCAAUGGUAACGGUGCUCAGAUCAUCGGCAAGGUCAAUCCUGAUCUGUCCAUCAAAGUCCUUACCUCCCGCGAUCUGGGACCCGGUGUUGACUACCAGCUCGCUGCGGCCGUACCGUCCGGGCGUGUAUACGGGCGCAACCAGUUCAACAUUCCCGCACCCAGUCAACCCGCGCGCAUUACGCCCCGAGCUCCCGUGACCCGGCCGGCGACGACCACCACAACCACGGCGAACUCCACUCAGCUGCGCAGACAGCAACAGCACCCUCCCCAGCAUGAUUAUGAGAGACAACAGCAGCAGCAGCAAACACCACCUCCCACUCAACGUCGACCGCCCCGAUAUAUCCCGCCCACGCCAACCCCACCUUCCCCCAACCUGACGCGGUACCGAUCAACUACCCCUAUCCCUUUAACUCACCCCCCAUCACCCCAGACCCAGAAGCGUCAUGCCUCCACCAUUCAGGCAUCUCAGCAACCCCGCCAACAUGAUCGAGACUACCGACCACCUUCAACCGUGAACCACGACAAGAGGACAAGUAUCCCCUACCCCCCUUCUCGCACACCAGUCCGACCUCCAACACCGCCAUCACCAGACAUACCCACGUGGCCAAGCUUCGGCUCGUCUACGCCCGAACUUACCUCCACCUCAAAGCAUCCGCAGAUCAAGGCUUCCUCUGAGAUCUCCAGUAGGAUCGUCAAAGCCAGGAAGGGGCGAGAAGUUGAGGAGGGCAGACUUGGUCGGCAGAGGUCGAAACCAGGGGAGUCGGAAGUGGAGGUCAAGGAAGUUGUCCUCGACGACGACUCGGAGCUCUUGGGCGCUAUUUUGGACGGUAUCGGACGUAUGGCGGUCGGCACCGUCGCUAUGAGAAUGGAUGAUGCAGGGCGGUGGAGGAUUCGCCGUGACCCGGGGGAGGAGAGUGAUUAG